This is a messenger RNA of Pelodiscus sinensis (Chinese soft-shelled turtle), 2278 nucleotides long. RefSeq names its product pyrimidinergic receptor P2Y6 (gene P2RY6). Gene Ontology annotation, molecular function: G protein-coupled ADP receptor activity; G protein-coupled UTP receptor activity; G protein-coupled UDP receptor activity. Gene Ontology annotation, biological process: cellular response to pyrimidine ribonucleotide; phospholipase C-activating G protein-coupled receptor signaling pathway. Gene Ontology annotation, cellular component: plasma membrane. The record is from RefSeq and is a predicted model, not a curated record. Lineage: Eukaryota; Metazoa; Chordata; Testudines; Trionychidae.
GAGCGAAGGAGCCGCUUGGCGGCGCCCCAAGAGGGUGGGGUCGGGCAGCGGAGCCGGGCUCGCCAGAGCGAUCCGCGCGCAGUGCGGGCUGCACGGAGCCAGCGCAGCAACCGGACGUGGAUCCAUAAGCAUUCAAGAUCAUUUUCUUCUGAAUUAUCCAUGACUUGGAAACAGCCCUUUGCUGCCUGUGUAACCAUCUCCUCGGGCUGUGCCCUCACCCUGCCAGCGCUCACCCGGAGCAGGAGGGAAUAAUCAGACCAGCCCCUCAGCCUCCCUGAGCUGAAAGGAUGCCGUGUUCUGCAUGCAUGGGGGCGACAGCCUCCCUGUCCUGCCAGCCAAGCACCCUGUCUCGUCCACAUCCCUGAAGGCAACAGUGGCUCUUCUGGCGCGGAAAGCCGGCGGGGUCUAGGCUGAGCCCUGCGUGGAGAUGGAGAACCACACGGUGGUUGCGGGGACCAACUCCUGCACUUUCCAAGAGGAAUUCAAGCAGGUCCUGUUGCCCCUGGUCUACUCCGUGGUCUUUGUGGUGGGGCUCCCGCUGAACGUCAUCGUCAUUGUACAGAUCUGGCUCUCCAGGAAAGUGCUGACCCGCACCGCCAUCUACAUGCUGAACCUGGCCAUGGCCGACCUGCUGUACGUGUGCUCCUUGCCGCUGCUCAUCUACAACUACAUACAGAAGGACUACUGGCCCUUCGGGGACUUCACCUGCAAGUUCGUCCGCUUCCAGUUCUACAGCAACCUGCAUGGCAGCAUCAUGUUCCUCACCUGCAUCAGCAUCCAGCGCUACCUGGGCAUCUGCCACCCUCUGUCGUCCUGGCACAAGAAGAGGGGCAAGAGAUUCACCUGGAAAGUGUGCGGUGGAGUGUGGGUCGUCGUCAUUGCUGAGUGCCUGCCCACCUUCGUCUUCGCCUCCACGGGCAUCCAGAGGAACAGAACCGUGUGCUACGACCUCAGUCCCCCGGACCGCUCUGCCAGCUACUUUCCCUAUGGCAUGACCCUGACUGUCACAGGGUUCCUCCUCCCCUUCGUCGCCAUCCUGGGGUGCUACUGCAACAUGACCAGGAUCCUCUGCCAGAAGGACGAGAUGAUAGGCUUGGCCGUGCGCAAGAAGAAGGACAAGGCCAUCCGGAUGGUGGUCAUCGUGGUCAUCGCCUUUGCCAUCAGCUUCUUCCCCUUCCACCUGACCAAGACCAUCUACCUGAUCAUCCGCUCCUCGGCAGGGGUGCCCUGCCUGGUCUUGCAAGCCUUCGCCAUCGCCUACAAGUGCACCAGGCCCUUCGCCAGCAUGAACAGCGUCCUGGACCCCAUCCUCUUCUACUUCACCCAGCGCAAGUUCCGGGAGAGCACGCGCCACUUGCUAGACAAAAUGAGCUCCAAGUGGCGGCACAAUGCCUGUGGCACAUACAAACCAUAGGUGCUCAGGAAGGACGUAUGGGAGGGGUGUUCUGCUGCAUGGGGGCAGAGGACGGAGUGGUGGGGGCCUUAUCCCAACCAGCCCUGCUUUACCCAGCACCAAGGAGAGAAAGAGAGAGAGUAGGAGGCAGGAUCUGAGGGUCAUGAGCACAGAGCUGGGAGCCAGGAGCUUCUGAGUUCUAAUCUCAGUUCUGCUCAUGGAUGGGUCACUUGGCUGCUCUGUGUCUGUUUCCCCAUCUGUGGAACGGAGAAUACUCUGUAAAUAACAGGUAAAAUUAUGCUGACCUGCCUCCCAUUGGUCAGGGCCCAGAAAGGGCUUUGAGUAUGGACCAUACUCAGAAGAGUUCAUCCUUAAAAUUCCAGCCAGGCACCUGAGCUGGGAGAGGCUCCAAUAUGGUUGAAAAGAAGGAAGCGAAGACAAUGGGGAGUAGGUGGUGUCCGAACGCAGUGCUAGUAGCAGGCCUGUGAUACACCGCAGCUGGUACAAUGAGGAAGGCCAUGCAAUGUGCUGAUCCGCUGCUCGCUAUGAACCACUGCUCAGUCUAUGGAUUUCAGCAGCACCGCUGAGAAACUGGUGGUCUUGGCCAAAGGUCUCUGACUGACAAAGUGUGGGGCUUUGCAGCAAAUUGUACUACUGACAAAAAUAACAAUGGGUGGUACUCGACACUAGUGGACUUGCAGCCCCGAUGGGUUUGUCCUGAAGUGCUUCAUUUAGAACGAAGUUCCCAGUGGAUUUGGGAAAUCGGUUACAUGUUGAACCUCUCUAGUCUGGCACCCUGGGAAUCUGGCCAGUUCCGAGUGAGAGAAUUUUCCAGACCACAGGAGGUCAAUAUUGUCCAGCAGCAUUACGAACACUUCCACUGCU